Frieseomelitta varia is the source of this 597-nucleotide messenger RNA. RefSeq names its product 6-pyruvoyl tetrahydrobiopterin synthase (gene purple). Gene Ontology annotation, biological process: tetrahydrobiopterin biosynthetic process. Gene Ontology annotation, cellular component: mitochondrion. Gene Ontology annotation, molecular function: 6-pyruvoyltetrahydropterin synthase activity. NCBI's taxonomy places the organism in Eukaryota, Metazoa, Arthropoda, Insecta, Hymenoptera, Apidae. The transcript has 3 exons. The coding region runs from base 145 to 576 and encodes 143 amino acids. The record is from RefSeq and is a predicted model, not a curated record.
AUGUUGUUGUAACCAUGAGAUUAUUAUUAUUAUUAUCCCUAAACAAUCUUUUUUUAUAGUCAUGUUUUUUUUGUUCAAUAAUAAUUUUUUUUCUGCAUAUAUAACACUCUCUGAAAUUGCACUUCAUACUUUUAACUGAUACACAUGAUGGAACGUCCAAUUGCUUAUUUAACAAGAAAAGAAGUAAUAUCCAGCUGUCAUCGUUUACACAACGAAACUUUAACUGACGAAGAAAAUAAAAAUAUAUAUGGAAAGUGUAAUAAUUAUUGGGGACAUGGUCAUAAUUAUACAGUGGAAGUGACUGUAUGUGGACCUGUAGAUCCUGUAACAGGAAUGGUCAUGAAUAUAUCAGAUCUGAAGUUAUAUAUGAAAAAAGUGUUAAUGGAUCAGCUGGAUCAUAAAAAUUUGGAUAAGGAUGUACCUUAUUUUAAAAAUAUUGUUUCUACUACUGAAAAUGUAGCCAUUUAUAUCUUCAAUGAACUAAAAAAGAUUAUGCCAAAUUCAGACCUUCUAUAUGAAGUGAAGAUCUAUGAAACUGAUAAGAAUAUUGUUAUUUACAGAGGAAAUCAAAAAUAAAAUGUUAAAUUUGUCUAAAAC